Phytophthora infestans T30-4 is the source of this 432-nucleotide messenger RNA. RefSeq lists its product as uncharacterized. The transcript is spliced from 4 exons. Lineage: Eukaryota; Oomycota; Peronosporomycetes; Peronosporales; Peronosporaceae. The record is from RefSeq and is a predicted model, not a curated record. The coding region runs from base 1 to 432 and encodes 143 amino acids.
AUGCGUCCCCAAUACUUCUACAUGCCCGAGGAAUGUCAUGCUAAGUGGAUGGAUGAAGAUGUGGCCGUGGCACUGCGGGAUGAGCCGCUAUCUCCGAGUGGCAGAGAGCCGUCCAUCCCGCUCAAUCCUCACGAUCGCCCAGCGAUUCACCCACCUCAUUUCCGGAUAUCCUCUAAGGGCAAGAAGAAGCCGGGGCGUAUCACGGCAUCCGGGGGCUGGCUCGGCGGCGGCAUCAGCGACACAGACAAAGGCUACGGUGACACCAGUGACACAGUCAAACCGCGGCGUGCCACGGCCACCUGGGGGCUGGCUCGGCGGCGGCACCGGAGAAGAAGGCCUGACUAUGUCCCGCGUAAUGUGCUAGCGGACGCGUUGCCGAAGGCUUGGGCAGAACGAGCUGAUGGCGGCUGCGACGUUUGGGGAUUCGCCUAG